AAAAGAAGAAGACGGCUAAAAAUGUAUUGGACCCACCCUGUGCUUUUCCUUCUCCUGCUUUGUUACACGGAGCUGGUUGUUGGUCAGCUAAAAUAUUCCACUCCAGAGGAGGUUAAGGUUGGAUCUAUUGUUGGAAAUGUUGCAAAGGAUUUGGGCCUGGAUGUCAACACUUUGACGAGCAGGAGGUUUCGCAUUAUGUCCGGCGCACAGGACGCGCUGUUUGAGGUAAACCCGAACAAUGGGCUUCUAUUUGUGCACAAACACCUCGAUCGCGAGCAGCUGUGCGGCAGGAACGCUGUCUGUGUGACGGAUCUAAAAAUUGUCGUUGAGAGCCCACUGGAGAUCCACUAUAUCUCCGUGGAAGUGACGGAUUCCAACGACCAUGCUCCGAGUUUCACGGAGAAUGGCAAAAUAAUAGAGAUAGCAGAAAAUACUUUAUCUGGUGCACGCUUUCAAUUACCAGGUGCAAGAGACCCUGAUAUUGGAAUUAAUUCAAUCCAGCGUUAUAAACUGAGUCAGAGUGAUCACUUUCAACUUGAAAUUCGAGAUAGGGGUGAAGCUAAAAUUCCAUUUUUAGUGUUACAAAAGCAGCUGGACAGGGAAGAGAAAAUAAACCACAGCUUGACUUUGUCUGCUAUUGAUGGAGGGACACCUUCUAAAUCAGCAAACCUAAAUGUGACAAUAUGUGUUCUUGAUAUAAAUGAUAACAGACCUAUUUUCUCUAGGGAAGUUUAUUCAGUUGAAUUGCAAGAAAAUGCUGUUUUUGGCACUUCUGUAAUAAAAGUGCACGCAACUGACAUGGAUGAGGGCGCGAAUGGGGUGGUGCAAUAUGGAUUUGGAGGAGAUACGAAUUCGGAAGUAAUUCAUCUUUUUAGUCUAGACAAAAAACUUGGAGAAAUCCGUGUUAAAGGCCAAAUUGACUUUGAGACAAAUCAUGCUUUCAAUUUGGACGUGCAGGCCUCUGACAAAGGCCAGCCUCCAAUGACCACAGACUGCAGGGUCAUCAUAAAGAUUCGAGAUGUUAAUGAUAACAAACCCGAGAUUGAAGUGACAUCUAUCACUAGCAUGGUCGCUGAAGAUGCAAAGCACGGUACUGUAAUUGCACUUAUCAGUGUCACUGAUAUUGAUUCAGGCCCAAAUGGUAAAGUCAUCUGCAGUCUAACAGAAAACGUACCAUUUGAAUUGAAGCCCUCAAUCAAGGAAAAUAUGUAUUCAUUAGUGACUAAAGACACAUUAGACCGAGAAAAAAUAUCAAGUUAUGACAUUUUAAUAACAGCUACUGACUGUGGUGAACCUCUUCUUUCCACAUUUAAAACGGUAAGCAUCCAGGUCAAAGAUGUGAAUGAUAACAUCCCAGAAUUCCCUCAAAAUCCCUUAGAGUUAUAUCUGACAGAAAACAAUGAACCCGGCACUUCAGUAUUUUCAGUAAGUGCCUUUGAUAAGGACUUAGAUGACAAUGCUGCCAUUUCUUAUUAUAUAGUCAGACAGGGGGGUCAUACUGACAUAACAUCUUUCCUCAAUAUAAAUCCUGAAAAUGGACAAAUAUCUGCACUAAAAAGUUUUGACUUUGAGACUGUGAAAAGUUUUCAUUUCCAAGUGGUGGCCACAGAUGGAGGAAGUCCACCACUGAGUAGCAAUGUGACAGUGAAGGUGUAUAUUUUGGAUCAGAACGACAACGCUCCAGUCAUCCUGUAUCCGGUCAGCUCCAACGGUUCUGCUGAAGGUCUGGAGGAGAUUCCCCGCAAUAUGAAAGCAGGAGAUUUGGUGACUAAAGUAAGAGCCUAUGACGCUGAUAUAGGAUAUAACGGCUGGUUACUCUUUUCCCUUGGACAUGUCACUGACCAUAGUCUCUUUUCUUUGGAUCGUUAUACGGGCCAGAUCAGAACACUUCGCUCAUUAACUGAGACUGAUGACGCUGAGCAUAAACUGCUCAUACUGGUCAAAGACAAUGGCAAUGUUUCGCUUUCAGCAACAGCUAUUGUGACUGUCAAACUUGUGGAGCCCAAAGAAGCUUUUGCAGCUUCGGAUGUUAAAAGUGCAGCGAAAUCGGAGCAGGAUGAGGACAAUAUGACUUUUUAUCUCAUCAUCACUUUGGGCUCGGUCUCACUCCUUUUUGUCAUCAGCAUCAUUGUACUGAUUGCAAUGCAGUGCUCAAAAUCCACAGAGUACACUUCCAAAUAUCUCCAAGACACUAAUUAUGAUGGCACGCUGUGUCACAGCAUACAGUACAGAUCCGGAGACAAACGCUACAUGUUAGUUGGACCCAGAAUGAGUAUCGGUUCUACCGUAGUUCCAGGAAGCCACGCCAACACUCUAGUGCUCCCCGACAGGAGAAACACUUCUGGGGAGGUAAGACAAAACUUAUUUACUCAACACUCACACCAACACAGAGUACUCACUUAA
Nerophis lumbriciformis (worm pipefish) is the source of this 2403-nucleotide messenger RNA. The record is from RefSeq and is a predicted model, not a curated record. NCBI's taxonomy places the organism in Eukaryota, Metazoa, Chordata, Actinopteri, Syngnathiformes, Syngnathidae.